AUGCCUCCGCCUUCGCACUCGUUGUUCAAGCAGCAGCGCAGGCAAAAACUGAGACUUCUCUGUCUUUUAUUCCUGUCGAUACCUUUAAUCGUGGAGAUUAAAUCGCAUUACUAUUCCGCAGAUGAUGAUACGAGUCGACAGAGAGUGCAAAUUCAUCAUCAUUCCAGCAACGACAUGGAACAGCACUUGCAACAACUCUCAGGCCAAGACGACGAGGCGAGAGAUGGAAACAACAAGAAAGUAUUACCAAAGUUCUUAGCCGGCGAAGAAGACGCGAUGAAGUACAUCGACGGGCACGGGAAAAAAGGUGGAGGAGGACGAACGCAAAGCGCGCACCGGAGAGGGUGGGUUGCGUCGAGUAGUAGUAGUAGUAGCAAUAGCAAUAAUAAUAAUAAACCGGAUAAGAAGUUUUACGACGUGUACUUGAAAAACGCGAUCGAGAAUAAACCAGCCUAUCCUCUCUUGAAAGGCUUUCUGAGAACGGUUUUGGAGGCGUAUCCAGAGUCGCGAACGUGGUUCGACGGCGGCGCGGGGACGUGCGGGACGAUGAGAGCGUUGAGAAGCGCGGGGAAAAUAGUCAGAGGGAUUGAAAUAUCCGACGUAACGAAGACGUCGUGCAAGGAAUUAGCGAAAGAAGGAGUGGUAGAAACGGGUGUUUUAAAUGAUUUGAGUCGCUUCGAGGACAAGCGGUUCGACGUCGUCUUCUCGAGCGAAGUCUUAGAACACGUGCCGACGCAUUUAGCCGAACAAAGCGUCAAAGAGUUGGUACGAAUCGCGAAAAAAGACGUGUUUGUCACCAUCAGUUUACGAAGGAGUGGUCUAGACCCUAAAGAUCCGAAGAAACCGGCGAUUGUGCACCUCACCGUCUGGCCUCGCGAAAAGUGGGAGAAGGCGUUCGUCAAAGCCGGGUGCGAAAUCAAUCGAGCGGCGUUGAAGAAAUUCGAGAAAUACGACGAGACGAAAUACGGAGCCAGACCAAACUUUUUCGCGUUCACCUGUCAUCACCACCAAAAAGGCACCACCGAAGAAGAGAACGAAGACGAAGAAGAGCAGGAGAAUCAAUCGUAA
Molecule: messenger RNA, 1068 nt
Organism: Bathycoccus prasinos
Lineage: Eukaryota; Viridiplantae; Chlorophyta; Mamiellophyceae; Mamiellales; Bathycoccaceae
Exons: 1
Coding region: 1-1068 (355 amino acids)
Molecular function (GO): S-adenosylmethionine-dependent methyltransferase activity
Source: RefSeq, a predicted model, not a curated record